Molecule: messenger RNA, 2209 nt
Organism: Linum trigynum
Lineage: Eukaryota; Viridiplantae; Streptophyta; Magnoliopsida; Malpighiales; Linaceae
Source: the annotation of a GenBank genome assembly
UUCCCAAUUUCCGCCACGACCCAGAUUGCUUUCCCCCUUAAUUUCACCUGCUACGCCUAGCUUAGCAAGUCUCGUUUUUUCUCCUCCAUCUCCACGGAUUUCACCAUCCCCUCCCUGACAACUUGUUUGCCCAUAGCCGAGUGAAAUUUUUGGUGGGGUAAAUUAAGGGCAAUUUUGCUCUUGUCACACGCUUUGAAUCCUUCCCUCCCCCAGAUUACGACAAUUGGGAAAGGAAUUAUUCAUUAAACAAACACUCCCCCCUGGCCCCUGUCAGUCGAAUCACGCCAAGAAUCAAUCAGCCUGCCAUUCUUUCAGAAAGCAAUAAAGAAACAAAGUCGCUCACUCUCCUAUUUCUGAUUUGGAAGCGUCUCCUUCUUCCGGGUUCUCGCUUGCAAAGCAGCUGCCUAAAGAGGCGGGUGGAAUUUCGUGACGAUAUCAGGUUUUUCUUAAUCGCACCCUUAUUCCUGCAUUGCUUCGAUCUAUCGUUGUCGGUGGUGGGUGUUCCUUGUCUGUUUAUGCGGUCAUAUUUGUGGGGAGUAGGGAGUGAAUUCAAGAUCUAAUGAAGGUCUGGGUCUUUUUAUAACGUCCUGAGGGAUUUGCGAACGUAUUGGUAGAUGAAAAUGGAUAUGAAUGGGGAAGGUCCAUCGGGCGGGGGUUCCAGUUCGGAUCAGUUACAGAAAGAGGGAUCUGAAGUUACCCAUGUCCAGAAAGUUCAGUUGGAUGCAUCUCAGCACGAGUUUCAUCCGAUGAAUGCAUUGGAGAUCCUGAGAGAAACAGUAAGGAUUCUCCGGUUCAAUGCCGCAUCGUUUAUGCUCAUUGCUACUUUCCUCGUAUGCCCAGUUUCCGCCCUACUGUUGUCCAAUGUGUUGGUUGAUCAAUCCGCUGUAAAGAGACUUACCAUUAGGUUGAUGUUGGUUGCCAAGUCGAGUGGUCUUCCGUUGAAGCCUUUCAUCAAACACUCGUGUCACCGUUUCGCUGAGAUGGUUGUUUCAUCAGCAAUGUGCUUCCCUUUCUUUCUCACUUUCUCCUUAUCAUCCAAAGCUGCUGUGGUUUACUCGGUGGACUGCACUUACUCGAGGAAAGAAGUUGACGUCUCCAAGCUUUUGGCGAUAAUCUGCAAAAUCUGGAAGAGGGUUGCUUUAACAUAUAUAUGGUCAUGCAUGGUGAUUUGUGGCUGUGUCACAUUAUUCGUUGUUCUUCUACUAGCUCUAUGUAGUACGUUUUCAGUGCUUGGUCUGUGGGCAGAGUUGAAUCUCUAUGCUGCAUUGUUGGUAGGGCUUGGUUUCUCAAUUGUUUUCGCCAAUGCAAUCAUUAUCUGCAACAUUGCUAUUGUCAUAUCUGUGCUGGAGGAUGUUUCAGGCCCACAGGCAUUGCUUCGGUCAAGCAUUUUGAUCCGUGGCCAGACUCAAGUUGGGCUUCUGAUAUAUCUCGGAUCGACUAUUGGUACAGCAUUUGUGGAAGGCUUGUUUGAGCAUAGAGUGAAGACGUUGAGUUAUGGAGAUGGGUCUUCCAGGAUAUGGGAAGGCCCCCUUUUGGUGAUCAUGUAUUCAUUUGUGGUGCUUGUUGACAUGAUGAUGAGUGCAGUUUUCUACUACAGUUGUAAAUCGUAUAGACUGGAGGCUGCGGAGGAAUGCCAGUCGAUGCUAGAGACCAUUAGUGUCUCCCCUGAUUCGGUUGAAGUUCAGCAACAUGGUGAAGCUUUCUCAAGUUAGCAAAAAGAGAAAACAACAACACUUUCUGAAGGUUAGGAGAGAACUUAGAAUGUUCACCUUCUGUGGAACUUCUGAUUAAGCAGCUGAUGGCUCACUGUUCUUCAGUUGACAUGGAAGCCAUUCAGUGACCGGCAUGGCAGGAAGCUUUAAGAAAUGAAGAAACUGUAAAACUUGGAUUAGUUAUAAGAUUGAGGAUGUGGACCGAAGUUGCCCUUUAGAAGGUGAACUCCAAAUUCUAUUUUAUUUUUUUCUCUUUAACUUUGCAUAUAAUGUUGUAUUGUUGUCUCACAUGGUAGAGAGAAUGCAGUCCGGAGAGGUAAAUUGUUUGUUUUAUACUCCAUCACAUACUUCAUCAGAAGAUGGUUGUUUCCAGUUUAGGUUGAGAGAAGAUUAUACAGCAUAUAUGGGUGAUUGAAACUGGAAAUGCUUCAUUCACUUACAUCACUCAUCUGUAAUUCUUUGUUAAGUCUUUCCAUCAAUGAAUCUCAAUUGUUCUG